This is a messenger RNA of Lithohypha guttulata, 1833 nucleotides long. RefSeq lists its product as uncharacterized. The transcript has a single exon. The coding region runs from base 1 to 1833 and encodes 610 amino acids. Gene Ontology annotation, biological process: heme biosynthetic process. The record is from RefSeq and is a predicted model, not a curated record. Lineage: Eukaryota; Fungi; Ascomycota; Eurotiomycetes; Chaetothyriales; Trichomeriaceae. Gene Ontology annotation, molecular function: 5-aminolevulinate synthase activity; pyridoxal phosphate binding. Gene Ontology annotation, cellular component: mitochondrion.
AUGGAGGCUCUUCUACGGCAAAGCAAGGGAGUAUGUCCCUUCCUCAAGAAAACUGCACCUGGAACUUUACGCACAUUGAGCACCACUGUCCACCACAGCCCAGGAGGCGGAACAAUUUCCAAGCUUCAGCACUAUGCUCGACGAUGCCCAGUCAUGAACAAGGGGCUUGCUGUUCAGAGUGCGAAACUCAACGCACGGCACUACAGCAAGCCCGCCACCAGCUCCGGCAUCGUCAAAUCUUUGAUGGAGAAGAAGUUGCACACGACUGCUGAAAAGAAGGCUAGCAUUGACAACCAGAUGUAUCGUGCCGAGCAGCGACCUCCUCCACCGUCCGAAGCCAAGCAGUUCACAAAGUAUCCUAAAGUGCACCAGCACGCUGGUCCUAAACCUGCCGUUCCUGAAACUCCUAAGUUCGACUACGAAGAAUUCUACAAGAACGAGUUGGACAAAAAACACCAGGACAAGUCGUACCGGUACUUCAACAACAUCAACCGUCUUGCCAAAGAAUUUCCGAGAGCGCACAUGGCUGCGCAGGACGAGCGAGUGACUGUAUGGUGCUCCAACGACUACCUCGGCAUGGGCAGAAACAAGCACGUUCUCAAGACUAUGCACGAGACGCUCGAAAUGUACGGCGCCGGCGCUGGAGGAACAAGGAACAUAUCCGGUCACAAUCAGCACGCCGUAGCCCUCGAGAAGACUCUAGCAGACCUCCAUGGCAAAGAGGGUGCUCUAGUUUUCUCUUCUUGUUAUGUGGCGAACGAUGCAACUCUUGCGACCUUGGGCAGCAAGCUUCCGAACUGUGUCAUUCUAAGUGACAGCCUCAACCAUGCCUCAAUGAUUCAGGGUAUUCGCCACUCUGGUGCAAAGAAAAUAGUCUACAAGCACAACGACCUUGAAGAUCUGGAGAACAAGCUAAAAUCUCUCGAUCCAGCUCAACCGAAGAUCAUAGCCUUUGAGAGUGUGUACAGCAUGUGCGGCUCGGUCGCGCCAAUCGAAGCUGUCUGUGAUCUAGCUGAUAAAUAUGGCGCAAUUACCUUCUUGGAUGAAGUACAUGCUGUUGGUAUGUACGGUCCAAGAGGAGCUGGCGUAGCCGAACACCUUGACUACGACACCUGGGCGGAUGAGAAUCGAACGCCUGAAUCUCAGAAGGGCACAGUCAUGGACAGAAUCGAUAUCAUCACGGGAACACUCGGCAAGGCUUAUGGUUGCGUCGGUGGUUACAUUGCUGGAUCUGCGAAAUUUGUCGACGCAAUUCGAUCUCUUGCGCCGGGCUUUAUCUUCACCACAAGUUUACCACCAGCAACAAUGGCUGGCGCACGCACUGCGAUCGAGUACCAGGCUCGAUACCAGGGUGACAGGAGAAUGCAACAGGUACACACUCGCGAACUCAAAGACGACUUGAUUAGCCGAGGUAUUCCUGUCAUUCCCAACCCAUCUCACAUCGUUCCGCUACUCGUAGGCGACGCGGAAUUGGCAAAGGCAGCGUCAGAUAUGCUGCUAAACGACUACCAGAUCUACGUGCAGUCCAUCAACUACCCGACCGUGCCGCGUGGUGAGGAAAGACUACGAAUCACCCCUACCCCAGGCCACAUGGGCGAGCUCAGAGCCGACCUCGUCGAAGCGCUCGAAGGUGUCUGGAACCGCCUCAACCUCAAACGCAUCUCCGACUGGCAAGCCCAAGGUGGCUUUGUCGGCGUUGGUGUCAAGGACGCUGAACCAGUCGAGCCUCUUUGGACCGACGCUCAACUCGAGCACGCUGCUGAACUUCCGAAGAUCGCUGUCGACAACGCGAUGGAACCUCGAGUCAUGCCUGUUGCUGCUGCCGCUGCCUGA